Messenger RNA from Camelina sativa (false flax), 2325 nucleotides. NCBI's taxonomy places the organism in Eukaryota, Viridiplantae, Streptophyta, Magnoliopsida, Brassicales, Brassicaceae. The record is from RefSeq and is a predicted model, not a curated record.
AUGAAUACCGAGUAUUUGUUUCUUACAAUUCUGAAUUCUUGGCCAAAUCAUCCGCGAACUAGUCUUGAUAUAUUUCUCCAACCUCUUAUUGAGGAGUUAAAAGAGUUGUGGUCUGCUGGAGUUGAUGCGUACGAUGUGUCCUUGAGUCAAAAUUUUAAUCUAAAAGCAGCGCUGAUGUGGACGAUCAGCGAUUUCCUGGCAUAUGGCAUGUUAUCUGGAUGGACAACACAUGGUAAGUUGUCUUGUCCAGUUUGCAUGGACGAUACAAAGUCUUUUUAUCUACCUAAUGGAAGGAAGACAUGUUGGUUUGAUUGUCACCGGAGAUUUCUUCCCCAUGGUCAUCCUCUUAGGCGGAAUAAAAAAGACUUCUUAAAAGGUAAAGACGCUAUGAGAGAGUAUCCACCUGAGUCUUUGACCGGUGAGCAAAUUUACUCUGAGCGAUUGAGUGGUGUGAAUCCACCAAAAACGAAGGACGUCGGUGGAAAUGGUCAUGAAAAGAAGAUGCCGGGAUAUGGGAAGCAACACAACUGGCACAAAGAAAGCAUAUUGUGGCAGCUGCCAUACUGGAGGGACCUCAAUCUACGACAUAAUAUUGACGUGAUGCAUACAGAGAAGAAUUUUUUGGACAACAUCAUGUAUACUCUUAUGCGUGUGAAGGGUAAAUCAAAAGAUACCAUCAUGUCAAGAUUGGAUUUAGUGAAGUUCUGUUCUCGGCCACACUUACAUCUUGAUAGUAGGGGUAAAGCACCUUUCCCGGCAUAUGCAUUGACAGACGAAGCCAGAACAAGCUUAUUGGAAUGUGUGAAACACUCAAUUAAAUUCCCAGAUGGUUAUUCGUCAGACUUAGCUAGUUGUGUUGAUAUGGAAAAUGGAAAGUUUUCAGGCAUGAAGAGCCAUGAUUGCCAUGUUUUUAUGGAACGGUUACUUCCAUUUAUUUUUGCAGAACUGCUUCACAAGAAUGUCCACCUUGCUUUAUCAGGGGUUGGAGCAUUUUUUCGGGACUUAUGUUCUAGGACUUUGCAUACAAGUCGCCUUCAAAUUCUAAAACAGAAUAUAGUUCUCAUCCUAUGCAACUUGGAAAAGAUCUUUCCACCAUCCUUUUUUGAUGUGAUGGAGCACCUGCCUAUACAUCUCCCUUACGAAGCUGAAUUAGGAGGUCCUGUCCAAUAUAGGUGGAUGUAUCCUUUUGAAAGAUUUUUUAAAAAAUUGAAAGGAAAAGCAAAGAACAAAAGGUAUGCAGCAGGAUCAAUUGUUGAAUCAUAUAUCAAUGACGAGAUUGCAUACUUCUCAGAGCACUAUUUUGCCGAGAACAUACAAACAAAAUCAAGGUUAACAAGAUUUGAUGAAGGUGAAAACCCUGUAUAUCAUGUGCCUGGAGUGCCUUCUAUAUUUACUCACGUUGGCCGUCCAAGUGGGGAAAUGCAUGAAACAUGGCUCUCAAGCCGAGACUAUCAAUGCGCCCACGCAUAUGUUUUAAGAAAUUGUGACUAUUUCAAGCCAAUUGAGAGUAUGUUCGAGGAUUUUCUUUCAGCAAAAUAUCCAGGACUUCCCGAGAAGGAACUCUCCGCCAAAAGAGCAGACGAAUAUCAUUUAUGGGUUAAAGAAUAUGUUACUUACUGGAACGCCACAAAUCCAUUUCCUACUUGGGUUCAAGAGAUAGUGCAUGGACCUUUGAACAAGGUCAAAACAUGGCCAAUGUAUUUUACAAGAGGUUAUUUGUUUCAUACAGAGAAUCACGGCGCUGGACGUAAGACAUGUAACUAUGGGGUAUGUGCUAAGGGUGAAAAUUACACGGAUGAAUCUGAUGCAGCAGAUUUAUAUGGAACCAUAACUGAUAUCGUAGAGCUUCAAUAUGAGGGGAUGGUUAAUUUGAGAAUCACACUUUUUAAGUGCAAGUGGUAUGACCCUGUUAUCGGUAGAGGCACUCGGAUCAGCAAUGGUGGUGUCAUAGACGUACUUUCAACAAGAAAGUACAAUAAAUACAAACUAUUUAUUCUAGCCUCUCAAUCAGAACAAGUGUGUUAUAUUCCGUAUCCAUACAUUAAAAAACCGAAGCAAAUAUGGUUCAAUGUUCUAAAGGUGAAUCCAAGGGGCAACAUUUCUGGAGAAUAUGUCAACAGUUCAGAGACGACUCUUUUGCAAACCGAAAAUGAUGAUGUUGUAUUGAUGACUACAAUUGAAGAUAUUGUACUUGACAAUUUGGAAGAGGAAGUAGACCCAAUAAAUCUAGAUUACGGUGUUGAGGAUGUGGAACCUGAAGAUGAAUUCUUGUGUAAUUUAUCAUCUUCGGAUGAUGAAGAACCAGAUGAUGAAGAAUCCUCCUAA